This is a messenger RNA of Lodderomyces oxycetoniae, 1587 nucleotides long. RefSeq names its product putative metalloreductase. Gene Ontology annotation, molecular function: superoxide-generating NAD(P)H oxidase activity. NCBI's taxonomy places the organism in Eukaryota, Fungi, Ascomycota, Pichiomycetes, Serinales, Debaryomycetaceae. The record is from RefSeq and is a predicted model, not a curated record. Bases 1 to 1587 code for a protein of 528 amino acids. The transcript has a single exon. Gene Ontology annotation, cellular component: NADPH oxidase complex; plasma membrane. Gene Ontology annotation, biological process: superoxide anion generation; defense response.
AUGGUAGAGAUAGAACCAAGACACGGUGACCAUCAUUACAUAAAUGUCAAGUAUGGGUAUAUAAUAUUUGGCUUGUCGCUACUUCAAAUCCUAUACCUCAUCGUAUUCAAACUUUUAUUCAUACGACAAUGGAAAAAGUCAGGAAUAUAUAAUAAUGCCUUGUCUAAAUUAUCGUCGCCAGCUACAUGGCCAAUUAUAGCAAUAUGGGUGGUUACUAUUGCGGUUAUUGCUCAAUAUCACAUUGGAAGCUUUGCUCAUGACUAUAUUGUCGUGGCAAAACGCUUGGGGAGAAUAGCAUAUUCAUUAAUACCAAUGAAUAUAUAUCUAAUAUUGAGAUUCCCCAAUUCUUUCAAUUGGAAUAGUGGGUAUUAUUUACAAAACUUGAAUCAACACAAAUGGUUGUCUAGAGUGAUCUUUAUAUUAUCCUUGUUACAUGCAGUUGGAUUCACUUAUAAAUGGAUCAAGGAAGGCACUAUUUCUAAAUUUGUAAAGUUUUUCAAUUUUUUGGGAGUUUUGACACUCUUGCCAUUUAUGCUAUUGAUCAUUGUUUCUAUUCGAUAUAUGAGAAGAAAAUGGUAUUUUGGGUUUUAUAUCAUACACAAUAUUACCUCUUGGUUGAUGGUUAUCUUAAUCACUUUCCAUGCAAGACCAGGAGUUUUACUAUUUGGUAUAUCAAGUUUGAUUCUUUUAGCUUUACAGCUAUAUCUAAGGUUUGCUAAUGGUUAUAGGGUUAACGCAACCAAAGUUAUAGAUGUUCCGCUGUCAAGCUUACAGAUUGUUGAAAUACCCACACCUCAAAAUUUCCCACUCUGGCUACCUGCUAGUCACCUACGAAUAAAUUACCCGCUACUGAAUGCUCGGAGUUGGAUUGGUGCAACGCAUCCUUACACAAUUGCCUCGAUUCACGAAGAUGGUAACAACUCUUUAACUUUGAUUACUAAAAAGACAACAUUCCAGUUCAUGCAGCAUUUGGGUUAUCUUAUUACUGGACCAUAUCCCGCAUUACCUCCACCUUUCUAUACUAGUGCUCAAGUUGUCAAUAUUGUGUGUGGCGGGCUGGGAAUUUCCUUUGGAUUACCCAUUUUCCAAUUUUUCAAAUCGUCAAACCACGAAGCAACAAUUGUUAAUUUAGUUUGGUGUGUCCGUAACAAAGCUGACCUUUUCAUAGUAAGAAAGUUUGAUUUGACAGGUGCGCAAAUCUAUGUUACUUCCCCAGUUAGUCAAGAACAAGAGGAGGAGCAAGCUAAUAUUCCCGAAUUUGUCAUUCACGAUGAACACCAUGAGGAAAAUCAUGGAUUACUUGAAGAAAAUAUUGAAUUACAAAGCAUAAAGGGACAAGAUGAUGACGAUGAGUUCGAUAAACAAAAACCAGAUUUCCUAAACAAUAACAAUAACAACAACAACAACAAUUUCAAGUUUGGCAGACCUAAAUUGGAUGAAGUUUUUGCCAUCGACAACCCAACAAUAACUUACGAUCCAAAAUGCAGUUGGGUUUUGGCUUGUGGCCCUGAUGGUUUAAUAAAGGAUGCCAAAAUAUGGGCAAAAGAGCAUGAUUACGAGUUUUUCUAUGAGAAAUAUGAGAUGUGA